Messenger RNA from Prosopis cineraria, 2121 nucleotides. RefSeq names its product probable sphingolipid transporter spinster homolog 2. Gene Ontology annotation, biological process: transmembrane transport. The record is from RefSeq and is a predicted model, not a curated record. NCBI's taxonomy places the organism in Eukaryota, Viridiplantae, Streptophyta, Magnoliopsida, Fabales, Fabaceae. Gene Ontology annotation, cellular component: membrane. The coding region runs from base 295 to 1947 and encodes 550 amino acids. Gene Ontology annotation, molecular function: transmembrane transporter activity. The transcript is spliced from 16 exons.
UCCGUAUUGUUUUGUUUACUCAACAAUAAAUCUUACUUUUAUCAUUAUCGCUGAUCACUGCCACUACUACUAUUGUCCAAAUUCUAAUCCUAUUUCUACAAGGAAUAGGGAAAAAAGCAAAAUUUUUAUAUAAAAGCGUUGAUAGUACGAAGAGAAGCUGACGAGUUCGGCUCCAUAAGGAAAAAGCAAGCCUCUUGUCUUCCUUCCAUUCAACUUCAACGACCAUUCAAUUCAAUUCGUUUUUACCUCAGUCAAGAUUAAAGCGUCGUCGCAUAAAGUGUAUAAUAUAUUGCGAUGGAAAAUUGUGGGGACCGGAAGCCUGAACCUUCUUCAUCUGAGCCUGAAUCUACUGGGGUGGCGGUGACAGAGUCUCAGCCUGCUGUGGAGGCACAUUUGACGAAAGCCUCUUCAUCAAUGAUCCCGACAACUUCAUGGUUUACCCCAAAGAGGCUACUUGUUAUAUUUUGCUUGAUUAACUUGUUAAACUAUCUGGACCGAGGAGCAAUAGCAAGCAAUGGAGUUAAUGGAACUCAAGGAACUUGCAGGAAAGGUGGUAGCUGCACGGCUGGUACUGGAAUACAGGGGAAAUUUAACUUGAACAAUUUUGAAGAUGGAGUUCUAUCGUCCGCUUUUAUGGUUGGACUUCUUGUGGCUUCUCCAAUAUUUGCGUCACUAGCUAAGUGUGUAAAUCCAUUUAGACUCAUUGGAGUUGGGUUGACAGUUUGGACUCUUGCAACUAUGGGUUGCGGUUUUGCUUUUAGUUUUUGGUUCAUUACACUCUGUCGCAUGCUAGUUGGUGUUGGUGAGGCAUCAUUUAUAAGUCUUGCAGCUCCUUUUAUUGAUGACAAUGCCCCAGUUGCUCAGAAAACAGCAUGGCUUGCAAUAUUUUACAUGUGUAUACCGGCAGGAUAUGCACUUGGCUAUGUCUUUGGUGGUUUUAUUGGAACUCAUUUUGGGUGGCGUUAUGCAUUCUGGGUGGAGUCUGUAUUGAUGAUUCCAUUUGUUAUUAUGGGAUUCUCUAUGAAGCCUUUGCAGAUGAAAGGUUUUGUUCCUUCUGAAUCAAAAAAGGCUGUGGCGCCUGAGACAGUUGCGUUAAAAGCUCAAGAUACAGAGUCUUCAAAUGGCAAAGCUGACUUGUCCUUGAAGUCAAGGGUUGAAGAUAAAAGCUCACAUGAACCAUCCAAGUGGUCAAAAUCAGCUAGCAAUAUAUGGAAUCAAAUCUCAAUAUUUAUGAAAGACAUGAAAGCACUUUUGCUUAAUAAGGUUUAUGUCAUUAAUGUUUUAGGUUACAUUGCAUACAACUUUGUCAUAGGUGCUUACUCAUAUUGGGGACCCAAAGCUGGUUAUUAUAUAUAUAACAUGACUGAUGCCGAUAUGAUAUUUGGAGGAAUCACAAUUGUAUGUGGAAUAUUGGGCGCAUUAGCUGGAGGCUUUAUUCUUGAUUACAUGACUAACACCAUAUCAAAUGCAUUCAAGCUUCUUUCAUUGACGACGGCUAUUGGGGCAGCAUUUUGUUUUGGUGCAUUCUUAUUUAGAAACAUGUAUGGCUUCCUUGUUCUUUUUGCCAUCGGUGAACUACUUGUUUUUGCCACUCAGGGUCCUGUGAAUUAUAUAUGUCUUCAUUGUGUUCAACCAAGUUUGAGGCCUCUAUCAAUGGCAAUGUCCACUGUUGCCAUCCAUAUCUUCGGAGACGUGCCAUCUUCGCCACUUGUUGGAGUUUUCCAGGAUCAUGUUAACAACUGGAGAACCACGGCACUGACUCUAACUGCUAUCCUAUUCCCGGCAGCUGGAAUUUGGUUUAUAGGUGUAUUUUUGCGUAGCGUUGAUAGAUUUAAUGAAGAUGGUGAAGCGCAAAAAUCAAACACCACUCCAUUGCUUGAAGAGAAUAAUCAUAGUGAAGAUAUAUCAGCAUCUGCUCCUCCUGUUCCUCAUCACCAACAAUGUUGAUUCUAACUGUUUAUACGUCCACCAUUCAACUGUAAAUAGCAUUCGUUUUAUUCUUUUAACACUUACACGCUUUUUUGUUGUGUUGUGUUAAAGGAACAGGAGCAUUCUGAGAUUCAAUAUUAUAAUGUAUCAUUGCAUUGGUAUGUGAUGUUUAGCAGCUUUCAUGAGUGUAAA